AUGAACCCUUCUUCGCCUAACUCUGGCGCCCCUUCUCCUGUCUCUGACGACUCUUCGAUUCAGCCUCAUUCACCAUUGUCGUCUGGCGAUAACAACCAGAACAACAGCAAAAUUCCAGUAGCAAAACGUAAAGCCAAUCGUCGAGCUAGCACUGCCGAGCGCCGUGCCACUCACAAUGCCGUUGAAAGAGCUAGAAGGGAGACCCUGAAUGGAAGGUUUUUGGACCUUGCCGCGCUUCUCCCUAAUCUUUCGCAACUUCGACGUCCCUCCAAAUCUGCGAUAGUUAACUCUUCCAUUGCUCACGUUCAUGCUGCUCGUCGUCACCGCCUUCUUGCUUCUCGCGAGCUUCGUUUAUUGAAGCUUGAGUCUGAUGCUCUUCGCCGUGAACUCAACGAAUGGCGAAACAGGGCCAGUAUUCCCCGGAUCGAUGAACCCGUUCGAGGAGAGGGGUUCAGUGUGGUUCUCAGUGGAGAACCUGAAAUAAUACCUAUCCCGGGAGGGGCUGGCCUUCAAGAAGAAGGAGACGAGGACGGCUAUGGAGAUGAGAUGGACGAUGAUUACAUGCCUAUGAGCACAACAACGAUGCACAGCGACGAAGAAGCCAGGGUUGCUGCGCUUUUGAAAUCUCAACCUCAGGGACCUUUUGUGCCUGCGAUCGACACCAACGUACAUCCAAUGAUGCGAACUUCUUCGAUGCACUCUCACCCUGGCGUACGCCCGAUGGCAUCUCCCGCCGGUGGACCUAUGAUCGCUUCUCCUACCGCCAUGCCUUUUGAGAAUCCUGUUAUCGGUAGAAUGUACGAAUCUGUCCCCUACCACGCCGGGGAUGCCUACACUGGCAACUAUGGCCCAAUACAGGACAAGUGGGGUCCUGUUGGUGGAUACGGACCUGGAAACGUCAAUGAACAGGCGUACCUAAGGUCUCUUGCUCAGAGCAGGAGAUCGAGAAGCGGCAGCCAGUCGAGUGGUAGCGCCAGUCCCCCAUCCGUAUAUUAUGAACAGGCUGGGUGGAAUGGAAAUGGAAUGAGGAACGGAGGCAACAUGAACGGUGGUAUGAAUAUGAGUAUGGGCAUGCACAAUGGGAACAUGGGAAUGGUUGGAGGUGGUGGAUCUACAAUGGGGAAUGGAGGUGUAGCCUUCGCGAUGAUGUAA
Messenger RNA from Lentinula edodes (shiitake mushroom), 1152 nucleotides. RefSeq lists its product as uncharacterized. The record is from RefSeq and is a predicted model, not a curated record. The transcript has 2 exons. Bases 1 to 1152 code for a protein of 383 amino acids. Gene Ontology annotation, molecular function: DNA-binding transcription factor activity; protein dimerization activity. Lineage: Eukaryota; Fungi; Basidiomycota; Agaricomycetes; Agaricales; Omphalotaceae. Gene Ontology annotation, cellular component: RNA polymerase II transcription regulator complex. Gene Ontology annotation, biological process: positive regulation of transcription by RNA polymerase II.